GAGGUAUUUGCGGUGUAAUUAAAAAUAAAAAACAAGUGUAGUUAUUUGGAUUUAUCAACAGUGCGGAGUGAUGUAGCGUGAUGUACAGCAACGAGAGUACAGCGGGCGAGGUUGAGGACACACCGACACAGGACCACCUCGCUCUGCUCAUUGUUCUGUACGUCUUUGUCUCAAUAAUAGGUAUAGUGGGCAAUGUGAGUUUAAUGGCGGCGCUGGCGUCGAGCGGCGCGUGCCGGCUGCGAACGCCGCAGCUGCUGAGCGCGUGCGCUGCUGACCUAUUGGUAUGUGCAGCAAGCGCGCCGCUCGCCGCCGCACGCGCCGCCCACCUGCACCGCCUGCCUUGCCAUGUCACACACUAUAUAGAAUCAUUCCCGGUGGCGGCGAGCACGCUGUCACUGGUGGCGAUGGCGACAGACCGGUGUGGCGCGGUGCUGCGCGGCCGCGAGAACCCGCUAUGUGCAAGGCCUUACGUCGCCGUGGCCGCAGUGUGGGUGGCCGCUUUUAUACUCGGCGCCGUGAUGAUGAUAGCGACAUGCGUGUCGUGCCCCCCACUUGCGGCGGCGCACGCCGUUGUCACGUACUGCAUUCCGGUGGUGGCGGUGAUGCGUUGCCACUGGGCAGUGCGCGUCAAGCUGACCGCACUCUCGCUGACGGCACGCGCGGCACACGGUGAGCUGCCGCUGCCCGUUCCGCUCAUUCGCCGACCCACGCACGUCAUCAUUGUCGCCGGCGUCGGCCGGGAGCGCCGCGACGCUGUCGACGUCGGCGACACCAGAAGCAAAAAGAAGCUCCAACCUAGCCUACUUGGGCCACAACCGCAAACCUCGACGCUGCGGUCGCGGCGACGGCUCGGGAACGUCCUCGUCGCGAUCAGCUUAAUCUUCGCAGCGUGCUGGUGUCCACACGCCACCUUCGUUAUAUCCAGCGCAUUUGGGGUGCGCGUGCCAGCCGCCGCAGCACAAUACGCACUGCUACUGGGACACGCGCACUCAGCGCUGAACGCAGCCGCCUAUUGGUUGCUGAACAGGCACGCGCUGACGGCGGCUUGCGUGGCAUGGCGCAUGCCGCAGCUGCGCGUGCGGGAGGAGCGGCCUUCUUCCACCAACGAAGCGGCGCUGGGCGCGUUCCACCCGCGGUUGGCGCGCCCGGCGCCUUCGCCGCGACCGCCGCCUUCUAGCUUUUUAUAUUGAACUCCUUUAUCUUCUAAGCUCUAUCGAUCUGUGAUUCCUGUCUCUCAGUGCCUCGUAG
Messenger RNA from Papilio xuthus (Asian swallowtail), 1248 nucleotides. RefSeq names its product neuropeptide receptor A17 (gene NGR-A17). The transcript is spliced from 5 exons. Lineage: Eukaryota; Metazoa; Arthropoda; Insecta; Lepidoptera; Papilionidae. The coding region runs from base 81 to 1190 and encodes 369 amino acids. Gene Ontology annotation, biological process: G protein-coupled receptor signaling pathway. Gene Ontology annotation, molecular function: G protein-coupled receptor activity. The record is from RefSeq and is a predicted model, not a curated record. Gene Ontology annotation, cellular component: plasma membrane.